Penicillium arizonense is the source of this 2043-nucleotide messenger RNA. Its product is annotated as putative autophagy ubiquitin-activating enzyme ApgG. Gene Ontology annotation, biological process: autophagosome assembly; protein modification by small protein conjugation; cellular response to nitrogen starvation. Gene Ontology annotation, cellular component: cytoplasm; phagophore assembly site. The record is from RefSeq and is a predicted model, not a curated record. The transcript is spliced from 8 exons. Bases 1 to 2043 code for a protein of 680 amino acids. Lineage: Eukaryota; Fungi; Ascomycota; Eurotiomycetes; Eurotiales; Aspergillaceae. Gene Ontology annotation, molecular function: Atg12 activating enzyme activity; Atg8 activating enzyme activity.
AUGCAGUACACGCCAUUUGCUUCCGAUAUUGAACUGCCCUUUUAUACAUCCCUGGCCUCCCACAAGAUCAACCAUGACAAGCUAGAUGACUCCGCCCGGGCCGUGCUGGGCCUAUAUGAGAUCCGCCCCUCGGAUCCCGAGGCCGCAUCAUGUCGGAUUCAAAUACACGGAAAUGCCCUCACUGGCAGCGAAGGACCCGCUGGCUAUUACAGAGCCGAAGGCAUGAUCAAAAAUGUCAACACAGUCGAAGAAUAUCGAAACAUGGACAGGCCCCAGCUGCUUCACCAAGCUGGACAGACGGUUUGGGAUGCAAUCCAUGACGGAACAAUCUUCUCAUGUCCGUCAUUGCUGGCCAGCUUCAUUAUCGUGUCUUUUGCCGACCUCAAGAAAUACAAAUUUCAUUACUGGUUUGCUUUUCCGGCAAUCCACUCCGACCCCUCAUGGAUACCAGUGGAAACUGCUGGUCAAGUGUCCCAGCCACCCCAAAGCCAAAAUAUCGAUUCUCUUAACGGGAGGUACCUAUUCCCGCGUGAAAGCACUACCCUCGUGGAAGCCGUGGAGACUUGGUCCUAUGCUGUGGAUCAUCGGCAAAGAGGGUUCUUUCUAGCUCGGAAGUCCAAAAAGGACAAUGGCCAUGCCUCCCCAGAAAAUACUGAUAUCGAAGACACCGAGCUGGACAGCAACUGGCAAAUAGCGUCACUUUCAGAAUACGAAAAUGGGUUCUUCAACGACACGGCCGCUGGAGACCGUUAUCGAUGGGGCCUCAACCGAGUACAAAUCCUACGGUAUCGUGACGUGCACUCGAAACGUGAACAGGGCCGCAGCAUGGUCAUUCAACUGAGAUCAAGCGAAAAACAAGAAGUUCAACCACCGAAUGCAUCGACCAAAGAACUUUCGCCGUUACCAAAGGUAACCGGAUGGGAGCGCAACCCAGCAGGAAAGUUGUCAGGGAGAAAUGUUAACCUCACGGAUUACAUGGAUCCCAAAAGAUUGGCAGACCAGUCGGUCGAUCUUAACCUCAAACUCAUCAAGUGGCGAAUUAGCCCGACGCUCAAUCUUGAGAAAAUCAAACACACCAAAUGUCUUUUGCUCGGAGCUGGCACCCUAGGUAGUUAUGUGUCUCGGAACUUGCUGGGCUGGGGUGUGAAGAAAAUCACAUUUGUCGACAAUGGGUCCGUUUCAUUUUCUAACCCUGUUCGGCAGCCUUUAUUCAAUUUCACGGAUUGCUUGAAUGGCGGGGCCCAAAAAGCACAUAGAGCAUCCGAAGCCCUGGCCGAAAUUUAUCCCGGAGUGGAAUCCGAAGGCCAUGCAGUGUCGGUACCUAUGGCCGGUCACCCCAUUGUGGACGAAAAAGCUACAAGGGACGACUUUGAAACACUUAGAAAGUUGAUCGAUGAGCACGACGCUAUUUUUCUUCUCAUGGACACACGGGAAUCACGAUGGCUACCAACCGUGAUGGGCAAAGCCGCAGGGAAGAUCGUCAUGAAUGCUGCCUUAGGGUUUGAUACCUUCGUCGUCAUGCGGCAUGGCAUGAAUGGCGAUAGCACAUCAUUUGAACUUGGAUGCUAUUUCUGCAACGAUGUUGUUGCACCAGCCAACUCGAUCAAGGACCAAACUCUCGACCAACAGUGUACAGUGACCCGUCCUGGAGUAGCCCCCAUAGCAUCUGCACUCCUCGUGGAGCUUUUAGUGUCACUUCUUCAGCACCCCCAAGGCGCCGCGGCACCAGCUCCGGUGGCUAAAAGCACCGAGAGGGAUGACCAUCCCCUGGGCAUUGUACCCCAUCAAAUUCGAGGAUUCCUAUCCACAUUCGAGAACUUAUCCGUCACUGGCCAGAGUUACCAAAGCUGUAGUGCAUGUUCGGAGAGAGUGAUUAGUGCAUAUCGCGAGCAUGGUUGGGAUUUCGUGCGAAAAGCCCUAAAUGAACCCGGCUACGUCGAGGAAUUGAGUGGACUAAAAGAGGUUCACGAGAAGGCGGAAGCAGCACUGGCGGAUAUUGAGUGGGAUGAGGCAUCUGACAAUGAAGAGAUCCAGAUGCUCUAA